AUGAGUACAAACACCUCCGUGGUAACUGAAUUCAUUCUCAUAGGCUUCUCCCACCUGGCCAACCUCCAGGGCUUUCUCUUCUCUGUCUUUCUCACCAUCUACCUGCUCACCGUGACAGGAAACCUCCUCAUUGUGUUGUUGGUGUCGGUGGAUGCUGCCCUCCAGUCCCCCAUGUACUUCUUCCUUCGAAUUCUCUCAGCCCUAGAGAUUUGCUACACAUCUGUCACUGUCCCCCUGCUGCUUCACCAUCUCCUCACUGGCCAACGCCACAUUUCUCGCUCUGGCUGUGCUCUCCAGAUGUUUUUCUUUCUCUUUUUCGGUGCCACAGAAUGUUGUCUCCUAGCAGCCAUGGCCUAUGACCGCUAUGCAGCCAUCUGUGAACCUCUGCGCUACCCACUGCUGUUGAACCGUCAAAUGUGCCUGCAGCUCGCUGGGUCAGCCUGGUCCUGUGGAGCAAUGGUGGGUCUGGGCCACACCACCUUCAUCUUCUCCUUACCCUUCUGUGGCCCCAAUGCCAUCCCACACUUCUUUUGUGAAAUCCAACCCAUCCUGCAACUGGUAUGUGGAGACACCUCACUCAAUGAACUACAGAUUAUCCUAGCUGCUGCCCUCAUCAUCCUCUGCCCCUUCGGUCUCAUCCUAGGCUCCUAUGGACGCAUCCUAGCUACCAUCUUCCGGAUUCCAUCUGGGACUGGUCGCCGCAAGGCCUUUUCCACUUGCUCCUCCCACCUGGUUGUUGUCUCCCUCUUCUAUGGCACAGCCAUCUUUAUCUACAUUCGUCCGAAGGCCAGCUACGAUCCAGCCACAGAUCCUCUGCUGUCCCUCUUUUAUGCUGUGGUCACUCCCAUCCUCAAUCCCAUCAUCUACAGCCUUAGGAAUGCUGAUGUCAAGAUUGCCCUGAAGAGAACCAUCCAGAAAAUGAGGCCAGUAGAGAUUUGA
Molecule: messenger RNA, 939 nt
Organism: Erinaceus europaeus (western European hedgehog)
Lineage: Eukaryota; Metazoa; Chordata; Mammalia; Eulipotyphla; Erinaceidae
Product: olfactory receptor 10C1
Exons: 1
Coding region: 1-939 (312 amino acids)
Biological process (GO): G protein-coupled receptor signaling pathway
Cellular component (GO): membrane
Molecular function (GO): olfactory receptor activity; G protein-coupled receptor activity
Source: RefSeq, a predicted model, not a curated record